GCCCGUGCAUAAAAUAUGGAGCGUUAUUUGGUGAUCACCGCACAGGUACGAUUGACUGCUCCCGUGUGUUUGUACAAUUCGGAGAGAACAGCACGCGUCUAUCGACAAGUUCGCAUUCGGGACGCACAUGCUAGGGCGCGUAUCUACGGUGAACACAUUCACUCGCGUUCAAUAACGGUGCAGCGGAACGCUAAGUACGGUAAACCUUAACCCGAUUUGCCUUCACUCUUCACAAGACUCAUCCCUGUCGUCGUGGCGAACAAGGUGAUAAUGAUGAAACUGGUGUGCAUACUCGCUGGUCUCACAGCGGUGUAUGCCAGUUCCGAUUACGGCCAGCAGGGGGCAUGGCAGGCGCAUCCACGCGGACGAGCUUUUGGUGACCAAUAUCCAUCAAGAAAGCCAGCCUACUAUGAUCCAUACGCCACAGAGUCUCCCAGCGCACCCUACUCUCAGCAAUCACAUGACGCGUACAGGAAGCCGUAUCAGCCAUCGGGGGCACGUGCUAAUUACGACUCGCCUUCCCAGUACAGCUACCGUGCUGAACCAGGCAGCGUUGAUCAGCAAACGUACGGCGAGAACGGGUACAACGUGGAUCCGUACGCGUACGAACCUAAACAGAAGAGUCGCAGUUACGUGCCGCAGGGAGAGUUGUACAAUCCGUACCGGAAACCUUCCGGCGGAUACGAAACGCAGCAACAGGCGGGUUACGGAUCACAACAGUCUCAACAAUACGAGCAACAGCCUCAGCAACCGCCUAGCUACGACGAACUGCCCCGAGAGGAUACUGAAUACGGUUACCAGACACAACCGCAACAACAUGGCGGGUAUCGGUCCGGCGCCAACCCGUUUCCGAGAUUCGAAAACGAUAAAUACGGAAACAAAAUCGAAAACCAGGUUAAUGAUAUUCAGGUUCAAUGCGACACUAAUAACAGGUACAUGCAGGUGACGCUCAAGUUUAACAAGUACUUCAACGGCAGGGUCUACACAAGGGGAUUCUUUGAAGCUGAGAAGUGCCAAGUUUAUGGAUCUGGUCAUGAUGUAGUGGAAUUUCAUUUUCCAAUUGAUGGAUGCGGCACGGAAGAAAUACAAGAGGAUGGUUAUGGAGUGAAAGGAUCUACCCGCUUUCAAAAUGUCAUUGUGGUAAUGAUGACAAAAGACCUAGCGAUUCUGGAAGCUUGGGACCGCGCUUAUAAAGUCUCCUGCUUGUUCGAGGCUCCCGAACCGAAGCAGAUGAGUGCGGGGAUUAAUUUACCAACUCUAUCUGCUACUCCGGUACCAGAACAGCAGAUACGAGUACCCGAUGUUAGGAUUAAAGUUGUGGAAGGAAAGGAUAUUAUGGCACCUAGUUCCAACGGCCUUGUUGUGGGAGAUUACGGAACUCUAGUGGUACUACUCGAUGACAACAGCAACUACGACAUCUUUGUCAGUAGCUGUGUCGCUCACGAUGGCUACGGUAAGUACGAGGUGUUGUUGAUUGACGAUAGCGGCUGCGCGAUCGUACCGAAGAUCAUCGAACAACUCCAGAAGGUGAGGAUCGGCCACAGUCAGGAACAGACCGUCAUGUUCGCCCACUUCCACGCCUUCAAGUUUCCGGACAAACAGAACGUCUACUUCACCUGCAACGUGCAGCUGUGCCAGACGGAGUGCUACAUGCCGCAGUGUGGCGCCGGCGAUCAGUACUCAGAGGAAGCCGCGGGUCACAGGCGCUUGAAGAGAGGAACACCUGCUUCUACGGACAACGUAACGAUAGCAGACAGCAAACAACUCUACCGCAACAUUGCAGUCUUCAUUCCCGGAGACAACAAUGCCGAUUCCCUACCUUGGCAGUCAUACAUCCGCCAACGACAGAACGGCAGCGAGCUCGGCUUCUGUCUCUCGCGCGGAAGCUUCACCGCGGGCAUUGUCAUCAUGGCCGCCAUCUUUCUGUUCACUGUUGUGGUUACGUCAGUCAUGAUUGCGCGCGCCCGCAGACGAAAGGAAACGACGCCGCAGUGAUGACGCACCGAAUGGUCACCUGCUGCGACCAUGGAUAUCCCACGAUGCAUGUGUAUAUAUAGAGGAUGUCUAUGGCUGCAACCCGCAGCAGCUGCAUUUAUUGGUCAACCUUCCAGCAGGGCUUGUUGCUAAGGAGUUCGCAUUGCACAUAUAGUAGUUGUUUAAUGUUUAUAAACCUUUAUUACGUUUCAAAAAAAGAUAAUACACGUUCGUACAUCUAUGCUACUCAUAUCUAUAUUAUAUCUACGAUGCUACUGCACAACGUAAAAUAUCAUCUGUAUACAGAGACUGACACUACAUACUGCGCCUCAUUGUCGUGUAGAACGUGAAUUUUCGAAUGAAUUAUAUUUAUCGAUAUGAAUUAUAUUUAUAUUUCAUCCACGCGAUAGUGUAGACACCGACGCAUAUAUCUCAUAGCUCCAUUAUUUCGGUUCAGGAUAUCUAUCAACGCUGUAUCGGGAAACGCGCUGAAACAUUGUGUGCGUGCGUGCGUGCGUGCAGCACGUUUUAUCUACACGUACCGUCACUGAAUAUAUAAAUACUUCUUUUUCUGAAUAAAAUAAUUUCAACAUUG
Messenger RNA from Priapulus caudatus, 2569 nucleotides. RefSeq lists its product as uncharacterized. The transcript is spliced from 9 exons. The record is from RefSeq and is a predicted model, not a curated record. NCBI's taxonomy places the organism in Eukaryota, Metazoa, Priapulida, Priapulimorpha, Priapulimorphida, Priapulidae. Bases 271 to 1995 code for a protein of 574 amino acids.